Molecule: messenger RNA, 4560 nt
Organism: Sorex araneus (European shrew)
Lineage: Eukaryota; Metazoa; Chordata; Mammalia; Eulipotyphla; Soricidae
Gene: TRIM9
Product: tripartite motif containing 9
Exons: 13
Coding region: 187-2574 (795 amino acids)
Molecular function (GO): zinc ion binding; protein binding
Source: RefSeq, a predicted model, not a curated record
GGGCGGGCCCGGGCUGGCGCCCAGCUCGGCGCUUCAGUGACUCGCGGAGGGAGCGCCUCGCCUGGAGUCGGCGCCGCAGCCGCCGCCGCCGCUGGCCAGGGUGCUGGACCAGACAGGCCGCUCGGCCACCUCGCUCGCUAAGGUAACCGCUGCAGCCGAGGCUGCUUCCCUCUCCACCGGGUCCCCAUGGAAGAGAUGGAAGAAGAGUUAAAAUGCCCGGUGUGUGGCUCAUUCUAUCGGGAGCCCAUCAUCCUGCCCUGCUCCCACAAUUUAUGUCAGGCAUGCGCCCGCAAUAUUCUGGUGCAGACCCCGGAGUCCGAGUCGCCCCAAAGCCGUCGGGCCUCGGGCUCCGGGGUCUCCGACUAUGAUUAUCUGGAUCUGGACAAGAUGAGCCUGUACAGCGAGGCGGACAGCGGCUAUGGUUCCUACGGGGGGUUCGCCAGCGCCCCCACGACCCCGUGCCAGAAGUCUCCCAACGGCGUCCGUGUGUUCCCCCCGGCGAUGCCGCCGCCGGCCACCCACCUGUCCCCGGCCUUGGCGCCGGUGCCUCGCAACUCCUGUAUCACCUGCCCCCAGUGCCACCGCAGCCUCAUCUUGGACGACCGGGGGCUCCGCGGCUUCCCCAAGAACCGCGUUCUGGAGGGCGUGAUUGACCGAUACCAGCAGAGCAAAGCCGCGGCCCUCAAGUGCCAGCUGUGUGAGAAGGCGCCCAAGGAAGCCACCGUCAUGUGCGAACAGUGCGAUGUCUUCUACUGCGACCCGUGCCGCCUGCGUUGCCAUCCGCCUCGGGGUCCCCUCGCUAAGCACAGGCUGGUGCCUCCAGCCCAGGGACGCGUGAGCCGGCGGCUGAGUCCCCGUAAGGUUUCCACCUGCACUGACCACGAGCUGGAGAACCACAGCAUGUACUGCGUGCAGUGCAAGAUGCCCGUGUGCUACCAGUGCUUGGAAGAGGGCAAACACUCCAGUCACGAAGUCAAGGCGCUGGGGGCCAUGUGGAAGCUGCACAAGAGCCAGCUCUCCCAGGCGCUGAACGGACUCUCAGACCGGGCCAAAGAAGCCAAGGAGUUCCUGGUGCAACUUCGCAACAUGGUGCAGCAGAUCCAGGAGAACAGCGUGGAGUUUGAAGCCUGCCUGGUGGCCCAGUGUGAUGCCCUCAUUGAUGCCCUCAACAGAAGGAAAGCCCAGCUGCUUGCACGUGUCAAUAAGGAGCAUGAGCACAAGCUGAAGGUGGUUCGAGAUCAGAUCUCUCACUGCACCGUAAAAUUACGCCAGACCACGGGGCUCAUGGAGUACUGCCUGGAGGUGAUUAAGGAAAAUGAUCCUAGUGGCUUUUUGCAGAUUUCCGACGCCCUCAUAAGAAGAGUGCACCUGACUGAGGAUCAGUGGGGAAAAGGUACGCUGACUCCCAGGAUGACCACGGACUUCGACCUGAGUCUGGACAACAGUCCUCUGCUGCAAUCCAUUCACCAGCUCGACUUUGUGCAAAUGAAAGCUUCCUCUCCAGUCCCAGCGACCCCCAUCCUACAGCUGGAAGAGUGUUGUACCCACAACAACAGUGCUACACUGUCCUGGAAACAGCCCCCUCUGUCCCCAGUGCCUGCAGAUGGGUAUAUCCUGGAGCUGGAUGACGGCAGUGGUGGUCAGUUCCGGGAAGUCUAUGUUGGGAAGGAGACAAUGUGCACAGUGGAUGGUCUUCACUUCAACAGCACAUACAAUGCUCGAGUCAAGGCCUUCAACAAAACAGGAGUCAGCCAGUACAGCAAGACCCUGGUCCUCCAAACGUCCGAGGACACAGACUCAGAAGAACAGACACCCCCUUUUCCAGUGCCUUCGGAAAGAUUGCCGCUGCGUAGAAUGAGUCCUUUCUCCUCCACCCUUAAUCUACAACCCAGCUUUCCCGGGAGAUCCUACUUUGAUUUGAGAUCCUCACCCCACCAGCUGAGCUUGCAUUCCUCUUUACAGUCUCUCAAUGCACCGGGAUGCAAUUUUGAGACACAAUCUGCACCAUACUCUCAAUUAGUUGACAUUAAAAAGCUGUUGGCAGUGGCCUGGUUUGCUUUCGACCCUGGCUCAGCACAUUCUGACAUCAUCCUCUCCAAUGACAACCUGACCGUGACCUGCAGCAGCUACGAUGACCGGGUGGUGCUGGGGAAGACGGGCUUCUCCAAGGGUGUCCACUACUGGGAGCUCACCGUGGACCGCUACGACAACCACCCUGACCCUGCCUUUGGCGUGGCUCGCAUGGACGUGAUGAAGGAUGUGAUGUUAGGGAAGGACGACAAAGCUUGGGCAAUGUAUGUGGACAAUAACCGGAGCUGGUUCAUGCACAACAACUCGCACACCAACAGAACAGAGGGAGGGAUCACCAAGGGGGCCACCAUCGGGGUCCUCCUCGACCUAAAUAGGAAAACCUUGACCUUUUUCAUCAAUGAUGAGCAGCAAGGCCCCAUAGCAUUUGAGAAUGUGGAGGGCAUGUUCUUCCCAGCAGUCAGCCUGAACAGGAAUGUGCAGGUCACGCUCCACACGGGGCUCCCGGUCCCAGACUUCUACUCCAGCAGAGCGUCCAUAGCCUAAGGCUGCCACUGUGGAGGCACCAGCGGCCCGGCCUUCCUCCAGCUGAGAGGGCAGCGGGGAGCCCAGCCCUGCACAGGGUGGCAGGAGCUGAUGAGAGGAAGUGGAGAGAUAAGCUGGUGCUCCAUAACCUCACACCCCCAGCUCAGCCCGCCCCCUCCCUCCCCUCCACCGCUGUAAUGCCCACGUUCACUUCCACCCUCGGCCACUCUCACCAACAAAGGACCCAGACAGCCCACACAUCACAGCAUCGCCAUUCCCCCAUGUUGCUUUUCUUGACCUUAAUUUUUUGAUGUUGGUGAGUUCUCUUUGGUUUGUUUGUUUUUCUGAUCGUGACUUUUUUGGGGUGACUGACCUGAACUGGCACUGCCAUGGGAAAAUUCUCCAGAUAACCUUUCUCAAGCUUUCUGUCAAGCAAAGAAAUUGUUGGGAGAGGUAGGAAAGGACUGAAUUCAGAGCGUACACCCCAGAAGGAUCUCGCCCUGUGACCUCUCCUGCAGCGUUAGGUCUACAAAAUUGAUUUUGGACUGCCGUCAGAGUGAAUGUAGCAUUGGCAGUUGUACUAAAACAGUGAAGCACAAAAAUACCAGCCCAGGGCUGCAGGAAGGCACACAGCAGGCUCCUUGGGGCAGGUUCUCUUGCUGCAGCCCCAGCUACUGGAUGAAGUGGGAUGCCUGCAACUCAACAGGCAGACUUAAUGAUUUGGUUCCUUUUUCAGAAAACAUCGUUUUGGUUGGGCUUUUUUUUUUUUUUUUGAGAACCUGCUAUGGACCAGGCACUGUUCUAGGCAUAAGAGACACAGUGAUGAACAAGUACAGAACUAGUCUUGGCCUUCCUGGAACUUAUAUUCAUGUAGUUGAACAAACCAAAAAUAAAAGAAUUACAAAUUAUAUUUUUUUAAGUUCCAGGAAGGAAUAAAUAAGGGCCAAAGAGGCUAAAUAGCAAGAUCUUUCAGAUCCCCUUGCAGGAUGCUAAAAAAAACACAUGUUCUAGCUACAUUGCUAGACAUGUAUCUACUCAAUGCCUUUCCACCGUGCUAUUUUAAUUAGUACCUGCUGCUAUUCACCACCGAGCCCUCCUUUGGUAGUAUUGAUGUCAGCAUUCUUAUUUAAUAAUGCUGCAGUGAUACUAAGCCUUAAAAUUUUGAUGUGGUGAGGGAUGGGGGAACUACUGGUCAGGGAAAGAGGAUCCCUUCUCACUCCUGAGGGGUCUUCAGGUGCAGUCCACGGCAUUCAUGUUCUCAGGACAAAUGCGUUUGUCUCCACGUCUCCUCUCUGGGCCCAUGAUAAAUGAACACUCCAUCCGUCCUACUGCCAUCCACUCCCUAACUUCCGGGAAUAAUUCAAUGUUUGGAAAAAACUGAACUUGUAUGUCAUUGCUAACCUGAUAGCAGAAUAAUCAUGCUUAUUACUUCUAUAUAGAGAUAGACUUACAUAAGUUUCUCUUCAGAUGCUUAGUUUGACAUGAAGUUUUAGAAAAGGUAGGACCUAGAAAAAAGGUUCAACAUAGUUGUCUUUAUAGUUGCUGGUGAGCUAAGAAAUUCACCAGGGGGGGAAACAAUUAACAACAAAUAAAAAGGGGAAAGAAGGAUGAGAAAAAUAAAUCAGUUAUAGUUCGGAUGAAAUGUAAUAGAUGUAAAUAGUGAAUAAUAAUUUCAGUUCUCCCAAUCGGCUACAGUGUUUUUCUAGUCUAAUGUACCUAAUUUAUUGAAGGGGUGCUAUCCUGUGUAUGUCUGUCCGGGUUUUUCUUGGCUACAGGGAAACUGUUGCAGGGCAACACUCGUUUGAUAUUUGAUUUACCUUCCCAUGAGAGUCAAUGGCUGGGCCGCUGUAGACUCAUAGUUACUCUUGUAACCUCAUCCAGCUAAUUAGAUUUCCAGUGACUUGUAACACGUAGCUUACACUUAAUUGCAAUGAUAGAUGCAUAUAGCUACUAUACUAGGAAAAAUCGAUAUUUCUGGUGUGCCAAUAAACGAUUUUUAUGAGAGCA